UUCUUCACAAACGUAUCUUUGAAAAUCUCUUUCUUUUUAUCAAAAUAUGGCAAGAAGUUUAGAGCCUCUAAUUGUUGGUAGAGUAAUUGGUGAUGUUCUUGAUUCAUUCAAUCCUACAAUAAAAAUGACAAUCACUUUUAAUAAUAAAUUAGUUUGCAAUGGCCAUGAACUUUAUCCUUCUGCUAUUUCUGCUAGACCUAAAGUUGAAGUUCAUGGUGGAGAUUUGAGAACUUUCUUCACACUGGUCAUGACAGAUCCUGAUGUUCCUGGCCCUAGUGAUCCUUAUCUGAGAGAGCAUCUUCACUGGAUAGUAACUGACAUUCCAGGUACAACUGAUGCUACUUUUGGAAGAGAAUUAGUGAGCUAUGAAAUUCCAAGGCCAAAUAUUGGGAUACAUAGGUUUGUAUUUGUUCUUUUUAAGCAGAAACGUCGGAGUUCAGUUAGUCAACCAACUGCCAGAGAUCAUUUCAAUACUCGAGAUUUCGCCCAAGAAAAUGAACUUGAACAACCUGUUGCUGCUGUUUUCUUCAAUGCUCAGAGAGAAACCGCAGCGCGUAGACGCUAAUUAGAAGUUAUUUUUCUUACGACUAUGAGAUAAGCAUCCAGUACCUCCGAAUUAUGGCAAAAGUUGCUACGACACGCUCAAACUUCACAGGGGUCCUAUUACCCCCGGAACUCAAUUUUAGCGUGUUUGUGUCAAACCUUUUGUGCUGACAUGACACCUUUUAUUACAUAAAA
Capsicum annuum is the source of this 738-nucleotide messenger RNA. RefSeq names its product CEN-like protein 2. The transcript has 4 exons. Gene Ontology annotation, cellular component: nucleus; cytoplasm. The record is from RefSeq and is a predicted model, not a curated record. Bases 47 to 565 code for a protein of 172 amino acids. Lineage: Eukaryota; Viridiplantae; Streptophyta; Magnoliopsida; Solanales; Solanaceae. Gene Ontology annotation, biological process: vegetative to reproductive phase transition of meristem; negative regulation of flower development.